ACGAGGCUGAAGUCCGGGACGAGCGGAGCAUGCACCUGCGACGCAGUCCGAGAGAGCGGAACGAUGCUGUCGAUUUCAACCAGUCGGUUAUUAAUGACCGAGAUGACACGGAUAGUAAUUACGUGCUUUAUUCGUUUUAAACGACUCCGGUAAGAAAGCGGCGCUUUUGGAGCCGAUCGGGAGCCGAUUUGAAGAGCGAAUGUCCCAAGCAUCAUCCCAGGUGUUGCUUUUCACCCUACCUCUGACAUCGGAAGAAUUCCAGGGCCUUCUUUAGUAGCUGGGUGUCAAGUGCCAUGUCAGAGUUAGAGGACUUCCCACCUCCACGGGGCCCCCAGCUAGCCGACCCGGCCCGCAUUCAGCAGGACCUGCUGGAGGAGCAGGUGGAGCUCUGGUGGUUCAGUGAGCCCCGUAAAUCACUGCUGUGCUAUUGUGCGUCGGUGGCCCUGAUCCUGGGCUGUGGGCUUGGCGGUGUAGGCCUCCUCUCCACCACCACCAGCCUGUCCAGCGAGUGGAGGCUGGGCGCCGGCACCGCCCUGUGCCUGCUCGCCCUGGCCGUGCUGCUGAAGCAGCUCCUGAGCUCCGCCGUGCAGGACAUGAACUGCGUGCGCAGCCGACGGCGCAUCGACAUGCUUAAGAGUGGCGGCCUGUCGGAUGUGCUGGUCGUGCUGGUCACGGGGCUGGCGCUGCUCGUGUGCGGGGCUGUGCUUCUGGAUGUGGCCCUAGCAUACCACAUGCCCAAACCAGGCUGGGCCCUGAAUGAUAUGUUCAUCUCAGGGGUGGCGCUGCUGGCGGGUGGGGGGUUUACGGUGCUGGCGGUGGGCAUGUAUUCGGCCGUGGUUUUCCUCUUGGAGAGGACACGGCCCGAGCAAAGCCUGCGGGACAGGGUGGCCGAGGUCUUCACCGUUUCAGGACACAUGCGGCCCAGGAGAGAGACCACGUCAAGCCUGGCGCAGCUCAUAUGACUUUAUCUACGGAUGGUGCCCCCUAGAGAAACUUCGGGUAACAGCGUGCACAAAAAUACACACAGUAACGAAACAGGCCAGCGAACGGAUCUAUAAGAAAAAUCUUUUUUUUUUUUUUUUUUUUCCUUCUUCAGAGACCACUUGCCUGCAAGAGGAUCAAUUGCAAAACACAGCCACUAAUCAACAUUUUGCACAAUAGACUAUGAUUGAUUGAAGAAUGUAUGAAACUGCAACAACUCUGGUAAAACACACCUGACAUACUGUAUGUAUCAUCUUGUCUACAUUUCUGUCAUUUACAAUGAGAUGUCUAUUGAAUGUUGUCAUGUUGAAACAUGAUACUAAGGACUUAAGGCAUAAGCUUCAAAUCUUAACUGUGAUACACUGAUAGGUUUUCUCCCAACAAAAAGAUCAAUGAAAGGGCAAUAAUGGGGUUUAAAUAAUGAAUUAUUUUUAGUUAAAACAUGCUGUUCUCACAACACAACCACUGCCUUCCUGCAGCAUCAAUGAGCCUUACCAAAACAUCAGUCCCUCAACAUCAAUGGAUCGUGUGUGACCUUCACACUCUUAUUUAUGGGAGCAAAGGGACGUAUGCCAAGCGGCGGGGGGGGCGGCAUGUGGACCUUGCUUGUCAGAGUUGUUUCGUUUGUGUGACAGGUUGCCAUGCCAUGCCAUGUUGCAUGUGUGUGAUUUUUAUACUCUGAGCUUUAUUACACUCGCCACUAAGCGCUGCAGAUGGGGGGAAAAAAAAAACAAAAACAAAAACGUUUCUCCAUCCGUCAAGGCAGAAGUAAUGCGGAAGUGUAUUUUAUAAAUUUUCUUUGAGUCAGAACAGAGGCAGCGUGAGCAUACUUAUGACCCUAGAUGUCUUAACUUGCUUACUGGGGUCAAUAGAAAUGCAAAAGCACAGAUGGCAAACCUUUGGAAUUUGGCUAAAAGAUUUUGGCAAGUUUUGUGUGUUUGAGCUUUCUACGUGACGUCGCUAGUGUCAAACAAUGCGGGUGAGUGGUAUAAUGAACCUCUUCCAAAGCCAAAAGGCUCAAGUGAUGUGAUUUAAUAUAUAACUGCUGAAAGUGAGUCACUUCGUCUCAUUUUUUAGGUUGGAAACAUUUGAGUAAGAAAAGCCAUGCGACAAAACAAAUGAUUUCAUUUUGCUAUGGUUCUCUUUACAAAAUACAUGAAAUAAAUAAACAGAAAGCCAAAGUGGUUCUGUUUGAGCUGGUUCUGUUUCCUUCUCAGUGAAGUAAGUGUGUGCGUUUUUGUGUGAGUGCGUGUAUGAGCACGCAUGUGUGUAAGUAUUGGGACAUGCUGUGACACUGCUUCUCCAGCUGUGUCCCUGCAGGCUCUUGCAGGAGCAGAGCUGGGUGAGUGGAGGUCCAGAGACAGCCUGGGUGUCACGGGCAGGGCCAUGCCUGCUUUCAUCCACCACAGACAGCCCAUUGUGCUUAAAGCUGUUGUCAGUCACAACCUGAACAAUGGCAGUCUCUGUUAUCCAUUGUCUUUAAGCCAUUAUGCUCUCUCAUGCAACGCCCAAUAAGCCUCGCAAGAAAGAGCCUGAACCUGGCAAAGUAACUAUUACAUCCUCUCACACACACACACACACACACAUAAAAACUCACAUAUACAGUUCAUGCGUUUCAGAUUGAUUAGAAUGAUUUUGCAUAAUAUUUUCACUAGCAGUAAGACUGGUUAAUGUUAAUAAUUCACAAAGUGACCAUUCAGCUUUGAGCUUUGAGCUUUAGUCGAACAGCUCAAUAACCUGUGGCACUAUUAAUCAGCUGAUAAAGUGGAGAGACAGACAAACUGUGAAGCCAUUCCGAACACUUUCUUCUGGCAGAGAUCAAAAGGUUUAAUAUAAGUAGUAUGAACAACAAGACAAUACACAGUAUAAAAAAAACCUACCCCAAAAAGGGACAAAACACUGCCAUUUCUUUCCUCACAGUCACACGUACAGUAUCAAGUAGAUGUUAUCACUAAAUAAAAACUGAGAUCAAAAGCAUAUUUCCGAGGC
Messenger RNA from Electrophorus electricus (electric eel), 2970 nucleotides. It is a transcript of the gene tmem125a, whose product is annotated as transmembrane protein 125a. The record is from RefSeq and is a predicted model, not a curated record. Lineage: Eukaryota; Metazoa; Chordata; Actinopteri; Gymnotiformes; Gymnotidae.